Orbilia oligospora ATCC 24927 is the source of this 303-nucleotide messenger RNA. RefSeq lists its product as uncharacterized. NCBI's taxonomy places the organism in Eukaryota, Fungi, Ascomycota, Orbiliomycetes, Orbiliales, Orbiliaceae. The record is from RefSeq and is a predicted model, not a curated record. The transcript is spliced from 2 exons. The coding region runs from base 1 to 303 and encodes 100 amino acids.
AUGUACUUAACGAGCAUUACCACCCUCUACCUCCUCGCAACCCUGGGAACAGCGUUCCCUCACUACCGCCGCCAGGAUACCAGCAAUAGUACCGUCGAGGCUCCCGCAAUUAGAAUAUCCAUGGGGUGUACUAUUAUGGCCAAUGCCUGCAAGUUCUAUAUUCAGAGCCCACAGUGUACUCAAGAAUGGGUGUUAGAUGUUCAUAGGUGCAUUCCGGAAGCCUGUAUCAGUUUGAGGGAGAUGGCUAUGAGACCUUGUCAGGACGAACCUGAAGAGCCGGAGCUGGAGGGGGCGGAAGCUUAG